Messenger RNA from Penaeus vannamei (Pacific white shrimp), 584 nucleotides. NCBI's taxonomy places the organism in Eukaryota, Metazoa, Arthropoda, Malacostraca, Decapoda, Penaeidae. The record is from RefSeq and is a predicted model, not a curated record.
GUGACUGUCGAAUCGCCUGCUGGAGUGACCCCCGCUGCGUCGCCGCCUCUGCUGUCGAGGCCGAAGAUAACUCGACAUUGUGCCGACUGUCGACCAAGGGACCUUUCGACUCCACUUUGGUCGUGAAUCCCAACGCCACGUAUAUAUUCUGGAAUAAAGACGCUAUGAUAAUGGACGACGGCCUUGUGUACACGGAAGCCACACGGCGCGGGUACUUUGUGGAAGCGGAGGCCCUGUGCAGCGGCGUCCCCGGGCAUCGCGUGCCCGUUUUCAAGACCCGCUCGCAACAGGACGUCAUGGGUCAGCUGCUCAGACUCGAUUCCAGCCGCGCCUUCUGGGUGGAUCUUCGCAAGACCUCCCUGACCGACUACGUGUGGGGCGACGGUACCCCCUUCCAGGACACGGAGAUCAGCGCCUUCUUGCAGAUCAACAGAGGCUUUGCGACUGAGGCCGUCCACUCGUAUUUUUCGGCCCUUCUGGAGAAACCGAAGACUGGGUUCCUGGAGAGGGUGGUGUGCCAGGCGAAUCCAUUUGGGGUAGAGUGGCUUAUGUUCUGUAUAGCAGUGUGUUCUCCCGUCAAGUAA